Molecule: messenger RNA, 771 nt
Organism: Spodoptera litura
Lineage: Eukaryota; Metazoa; Arthropoda; Insecta; Lepidoptera; Noctuidae
Source: RefSeq, a predicted model, not a curated record
GGAAGCUACCAUCGAAUUAAAUUACAGAUACCGAUAUCAGUCCCAGUUUAAAAAUCACAAUGCAGUUUAAAUUAUUUAUAUUAUUGGUUGCUUGCUGCUCCAGCUUAGUGCCUUCGGCGCUGGCCUUCCACUUAUUGGCAGCGAAAGCAGCAGCAAAGGAUGCAGCUCAUGAGAUCUUAGCAAUAGGCAAAGAGACAUUGGCUGCUAAAAAAGCAGUGCUUGCGAAAGCGGCUGCUGACAUGAUCUCUGUUAUCGCACAGGGCAUUGGAGCUAAGAGUUCCAUAAUAGCUACAGCAGCUGCAUCACUGGCGGGAGCUGUGCUUAACGGCACUUUAUUUAUAGGGGCUGCCCUAGCAAGAGGCGGCUUUAAUAUAAUAGCUGCUAAGUUGGGUAUGACACCGACUGUAGUAGUAGAGUCCCCUUCCGUAGUUGUCAAGCCGCCAGUUAUUGAAGAAACCGUCGUGGAGGAGGUGGACCAGUCUUCUGAACCUCCAGUGGUGGUGGAAUGCGAUAAACCUGGAGUCAUCCAAGAGCCUUAUCCAUACAGGAUUGAACCAUACAGUUCUGUAUCAAUGGACGCUAAGCCUAAGGUCGUUGACCUGCCUGAUAGUCAACCGGCUUUUGAAAUAAUUGCUCCUGCCGACUCUCCAUACAUUUAUGAAGUGGUUCCAAAUGCGUGGUCAUAGGAUUGGGACUGUCUAGUUUGGAAAAAGAAUGAUAGGAAAUAAUUAAAGUUAGUUUCAAGGAUACAAAUAAAGAUUGAUGUUUUGA